Messenger RNA from Porites lobata, 952 nucleotides. The record is from the annotation of a GenBank genome assembly. NCBI's taxonomy places the organism in Eukaryota, Metazoa, Cnidaria, Anthozoa, Scleractinia, Poritidae.
AUGUGCAGUGGGUCCUUUUUGAAUACAGGAAAGUAUGACCACUUCGUUUUCAUGGAUGAACGAGGAUUCAUAUACCACUUACACCUAAUUGCAAUAACGUUGUCAUAGAAAAAAACAAAAAGCAAAAAGCCAAAUAGGAAUUAAUAAGCCAUGUGAUUUACAUUUGCGUAUUUUAAUAAUUUAACGAUUAUUUAAGAAGCCAUUCACAAUAAUAUACACUUAAUGUCAGAUCCCGAGGGAAACAGUUAGUUUUGUUUUCCCUCAAGUUCUGAUGUUUCCCUCGACUUUGUCUCAGGAAACAUCAGGACUCGAUGGGAAACAAAACUAACUGGUUUUCCGAGGGACCUGACUUUAAGUCUUUUGUUAUAUUUCUAGACUUUCACGUCAACAGCAUGAAGUGUUUGGCCUUGUGAUAACUUCCCUCUAUCAGAUUAAAAUCCGGGCUGUAAGGUGGAAGGUAUCUGACCAAAGCUCUGGCACCAUAUACAACGCGGUGGUCUGGAAAACGUGAGGACCGAGAGGGGGGCUGGGGGCGAGCACCGCGUUCUAAUCGCGGGAAAUAUGUAGUUAAGAUCAACAACGCGAUCAUUUAGACUAAUAGUCAUCGUCUUGAAAACAGUAAAACGCUUUUCACCUUUCCCUACAAGAAUGACUCAAAACUCAUUUAAGACUUUACAGGAAGCUUUGCUCCUUAGUCUGGAAGAAAAGCUAAUAGAUGACGAAGAAUUUGCCGUGCUGUAUGAAGAAUUCACUCCACAAAACCUUCCGUUUCGCCACUGGGAUUACGAAAAAUCAAAACGAAAACAAAGACCCCGGAGAGUGUAAGGCAUACUUCAGAUUUGAAAAGAGUGACAUCUCAUUGCUGGUGGAUGUUUUACAGAUGCCUGACACCUUCUCAUGUCCGAAUGGUACCGUUUGUGAUUCAACAGAAGGACUUUGUGUUAUACUAUAG